Messenger RNA from Arctia plantaginis, 1467 nucleotides. NCBI's taxonomy places the organism in Eukaryota, Metazoa, Arthropoda, Insecta, Lepidoptera, Erebidae. The record is from the annotation of a GenBank genome assembly.
AUGGCAUAUUAUAACAUAAUAUUAGCGCUAACAAUUACACCGCACACAUGUAAAUUGCCUGUGAAACCAGAAAAUAUAAGCGAAUAUAAUUGGAAAACCACCCAUAUACCAAGACAGGAAAGUGUAGCAGGCACAGAGAAAUUUAGUGGUUGUUUGAUUUACACAAACCUUGGAUCCAAUGAAACCGAAUCAUGCGAUGUUUUUGAUUAUGAUAAAACAUGGUUUCAAACGACAGUGCCAUCAGACAAUAAUUGGGUGUGUGAAAAUGAAAUAAAUGUUGCCAAUAUAUUAGCCUAUAGUCGGAUUGCAGAGCUUAUUGGAUCUUUUUUUUUUGGAUGGUUUGGUGAUUUGUACGGCCGAAAACUUACUUUUAUUAUAUCCAUAUUCAUGCUGGUUAUCGGGAGAUUUAUCUCUAUAUUAACAAGUUCGUCACUAACAUUCUUUACAAUAGGAUGCAUUGUAGCCUGGUUCCCUUCGUGGUCUGCACCGCAGAGCACAGCCAUUAUAUCAUUGGAAAUAUCUUCAUCAAAAAGACGAGCAUCGGUGGCAAAACUAAAGCUUGUUGCUACGAGUUUAGGCAUGUUCCUGAUGCCUUUUUUCUAUUGGUGGCUGCGAAAUUGGCAAUUUUUUUUAAUUAUUACAACUGCCUUACAACUACCUUUCCUAAUAUUUUCUUGGAAACUUAUUGAAUCUCCUCAAUGGCUUUGGAUAAAAGGAAGAUCGAGGCAAACCCUGAAAACUCUUAAAUAUAUAUCGAAAAUCAAUAAAACUGACUUACAUCCGGAUACUGAGAGUGAAAUUUUGACAAAAAGUCCAUCUAAAGCUAACAAGACAGAAGUAUUAGGUCUCUUGGCUUUGUUAUCGAGUUGGAGAAUUGUAGUAACCACGAUGUUACAACUCCUUUUAUGGUUUGCCAUUUCUUUAAAUUAUGGAGUUGCAGUUCUUAGCUCGGGUGAGAAGUCUGAAGGCAACCCAUUUUUGGAUUUUGCUUGGCAAUCUUUAGCAGAAAUUCCGGGCUUUUUUGUAGCAGCUUGGCUCGCAAAUUCUAUCGGUCGAAGGUAUACUGGAAUUGUUUCAUUUUCGUUGACAACUACUAUCUGGAUUCUAUAUGGGCUACGUGAAAUAAGCAAUACCGGCUGGGUAAGAAGUGAAGCUUUGGAUAUGUUCUUGGUGAUUACGAAUAGAGCUUCAAUAACAGUUUCAUAUUAUUUAAUUAACUUACUCAACAUGGAGCUUUAUCCAACUUGUCUUCGACAGUCAGGCAUGUCGUUGGGUAACCUUGUAUCAAGCGGAGCGUCCGCUAUUGCCCCUUAUGUUUUGUACUUGGGACGUAAAGUAGACGUUCGCUGCCCAAGUGUUAUCUUAACUGCUACUACAUUAUUGGGUGGAAUAAUACCCAUCUUCUUUUUACCUGAAACUUUAAAUAAAAAGCUGCCAGAAACUUUGGAAGAUGCUAAAAAUUUUUAA